CCUUCACGUUACUACAGACGCCCCCCAGCCCCAGGAGUUAUGCGCCUUGCGCCCUUUCAUUAGGCUAUGCAUGUAGAUCAAGGCCUAUAUUUUGAUUUUGAUUGAGUCAUAGAUGCCCAGCUAGAUCGAGAUCGAGAUCUAGAGUCUAGGUCUAGCACCGAGCGAUAAUAUUGAGUUAAUUAGGCUGACAGUUUCAUGAAAAUACAUUUUUUGCCCGUCUGAAAGCUGCAGGUCAUUUGCAUGGCUGUGGCUUUAGUACUUUAGUAGUUGGAAAUCUAGAUCUGUAUGAUGUUAGUGAAUGUUAUGAUUCUUUGAUGAGAUUUAUCAGUGAAGCUGAGCAGCUUGAUUUCUCCCGAUUCUACAGCUUUUAGUAGCAAUGGAGUGUGGUGCUGGCUCAGGCUGUUAUUUUAUUGUAGUUACCCUCCGUUAGGCCUAGAGAUCUAUAACCUUCAUAGAUCUAAUGAUUCUGGUACUUCAGCAAGGCCACAUUAAUUAGUCUACACUACACGAGUUACAGUUUUUUAUAGUGUUUCGCUCUGUUGUGUGCCAUGUCAUUCUGGAAGUGCCUCAGUUAAAAUAGAAGCGUAGAAGACUACAUCUAAAUCUAGAUCUAGAAUCUAAAUCAGGUAGGACUCAAAAAAUGGAGAAUGAGUCUUUAACUUCAAAUUCAAGUGCCCCAAAGGCAAAGGUUUCAAAGGAUAUUUUAGUAGAACCUACUAAUGGUUUCAUCACACCACCGCCACCGGUGCAGCAUUCAAGCAAAGAUCUUUCGUCCUAUCAAUAUAAUGUGAAUGAUGAGCUGCGUAAUAAUCGACCUUUGAAGAAAGUUGUGCCACCUCAUGUGUGUGGGCAGAAGAAAGAGGGAAAUGAGACCGAAUCAGAAGGCAUAGUGAAAACCCCAAGAAUGACGUCUACUCUGGAUGAUUUCGAGGUUCUCUCUACCAUUGGAACAGGGUCAUACGGUACCUGUAAAAAGAUCAAGAGGAAAAAAGAUGGAAAAGUUAUGGUGUGGAAGGAGAUGGAAUAUGGUUCUAUGUCCGAGUCGGAGAAGCAAAUGUUAGUGUCUGAGGUAAAUCUACUACGAGAACUGAGACACCAGCACAUUGUUCGCUACUUUGACAGGAUUAUUGACCGCACAAGAUCCAUCAUCUAUAUUAUCAUGGAAUACUGCCAGGGCGGGGACCUCUCUUCUAUCAUCGCUCGCAACAGGAAAGAAGGAUCUUUCAUCCCUGAAGAAUUUGCUUGGAAAAUUUUGAUUCAGACAACAUGGGCCCUGAAAGAGUGCCAUCGUCGGAAAAAUGGGAAAGCGGUUCUUCAUCGAGAUCUGAAGCCUGCAAAUGUCUUUCUUGAUGCAGAGUCUAAUGUGAAACUUGGAGAUUUUGGUUUGGCCAGGGUUUUACAUCACGAGAGCAGCUUUGCACAGACUUAUGUGGGCACUCCAUACUAUAUGUCACCCGAACUUGUGAACAACUUGUCAUACAACGAGAAAUCUGAUGUAUGGUCACUUGGCUGUAUGCUGUAUGAACUGUGUGCCUUGGUACCACCCUUCACUGCCUCCAACCAAAGUGAACUGAACCGCAAGAUCAGAGUUGGAGAAUUUUCUCGUCUUCCUAUUCAAUACUCUCUAGAACUCGACCUCAUCAUUCGUAAGAUGAUCCAAGUAGAGGUCGUGCGGCGACCGAGCAUCGAUUCCAUUCUAGCAGAUCCGAUCGUGCAGUGCAAGCAGGAAACCUUGGAGAGAAGAAUGAGUGCUGUCCCGUUGUGCGGUGAUUUAGCCAGUGAUCAGUCUGGUGGAUCUGAUCAAGACCUUGCCAACAAACAGGAAGAGCUUCAGGCCAAAAUGAGACAGCUGGAACUAAAAGAAAAGGAACUCGAGAGUCGCGAAAAAAGUGUUGCUUUGAGGGAAAAACUUGCUGAAGAAAAAAUGAAAAAAGCUCUGGAACUUCUAGACCAGUACCGGCGUGGAGACACCAGCUCUACUACUGCGACACCUGUUGCCACUCCGAGGUCCAUCAUCCCUUGGUCACCAUCACAAGAAGACUGCAGCUUCGGCUCCCCCCACUCUUGCUUAUCCAAAGGUAGAGAUCCAGAGUCGCCGAAAAAGCAUGUCACAUUCCACGACUACUUGAAUGGGAAGGAAAACCUUCGACAGAGAUCAUCACCAUACUCAGGCUUGACGCUGAAUGCUUAUACAGGCCUGUACACAGGGAGAGAGGAAACAUAUACCCGUGACCUCUUGAGGAGAGAUGAAGUCAGAGAUCGAUUGUUUUCAGCCAAAGACAGAACCAGUCUUGGAAGCAGGGAUAUAGAUUCAAGGUUUACGUCAAAGAAUUUGCUAUAUUUUAGGUGAAUACGCAGAAUGUGCAUGAUGAAAUUUUCACCAAUGAUCCACUGGUGUAUAGAUCGAGAUUAUUUUUUUCUAGAACCCAACAAAGAUGCGAAAAAGUUUUCAUGUUGAUCUCAUUACUAUUGUGAACUUUUGUGAUCACUGGAGACGUGUUGAAAGGGUAAAGUUCUUUAUUUUACUGACACUAAUACAAUACUCAAUUAAGAGAUAAAAGAAUGGCUCCCUUUUCCUCAGGGGAGGGCAAGAGUUUUCCCAAAAUUAAAAAAAAAUUAUGGCACACUGAAUGGCUAACGAGUACUAGGUAUAGAGCUAGGUAUUUAUAUAUUAUAUUUUUUUAAAUCGUAUCUUGGCUCUAAAAGACUAACCCAAACCCUUUAGCAGAUUUUAACAUUUUGCUUUUCUUACCUUGAUUAGUUGUUUCAAGAGUGACACUGGGAGACUUAUAACAUAUAAUGUUGUUAAUUCAAGAAGAGCAGCAAUUCAGGAGAUGAUGAUUGCAUAAACACUGCCUUUACGAGUACAUCCAAGCUUGGGCAUGCCAAGCAUCACUGCCCAGAAUUACAACCAUGAUUUAUUUUAUUUCAUAAAACUCGCCCCCUCAUCUCAUUUCUUUUCUUAGUAAACCAGCAGUUAGUUACUUUUUCUACCUAUUUCAAUUGUUUUGGUUUUACCUCUUAUUGUAUUAACAUUCAUGACUUUUUUGUUUAACAAGAAUUUUUAGUAUUUCCAGGAUUGUGCAUAGCAUAACAUAUCAAAGAUAAAAGGAAAAAUUGCUUAUAGGUAUCUUUUAUUCUGUAAAAUUCCAAACGAGGGAAUAAUAGCCUAUUAACAUAGAUGUUAGCCUUAAAAACAAGGGGAAUCUCAAUACACAUGUUCUCUAAACAGUGCUAUAAUACAAAAUUCUAUGCAUUGAGGUCCAGACAUUAUUACUAUUACAUCAUAUUUGACAGAGCCCAUCCCCCGCUACAGGUUUGACAUUUCAUUGAAUGCUUAAGUUAUACUAUACAUGAUGUCUGUAGUACUCAUCAUUUUGGACUCGUAAAACACCAGGCUUUUUGUUUCUUUUGUUGUAUUUGAUACCCUUAUAUUGUGAUGCUUAUUUAUUGAUUACUAUACAGCUGAAGGAUUUUACUCAAAAAUAUACUAGAACUUUCUUUGUGAUAUAAAAAAUGUAAUGGUUUAGUGCCAUUGUUAUUACAUGUUGGCCUUCUUUUAGUUCUAAAAUAAUGUUUCAUUUUUCUUUGAUGACAUACAACCUGAUGUGCUAUAAUCUACAACCCAGUUGUCUGUGUUUGUUCAUCAGCGUAGCAUGAAAGAUAAAAUGGCUAUGACACAGUGAAGUGCUCAAUGUAGAUAAAAUAAAGUGUCAAUUUCCAUUUCAUUUUAUUUCUUGGAUUACCAUGAUCCCAAAAUAGUUCUAUAUGUAUUGAUAACAAAUCUGCCAUUUUUGGUUUUUAUAAAAUAUUGUUAUUGAUGAAUAUCUUGAUGUUUUAAAGAAUUUUCUUUUUCAACUUCAAAUAGAGACUGUUUUUCAUUACCUAUAUGGUCACUUUUAAGGACAAAGGGGCUAACCCAGAUUUCAGGGAUUUCCAAAAAUCUUGAC
Molecule: messenger RNA, 3950 nt
Organism: Aplysia californica (California sea hare)
Lineage: Eukaryota; Metazoa; Mollusca; Gastropoda; Aplysiida; Aplysiidae
Product: serine/threonine-protein kinase Nek2
Exons: 9
Coding region: 641-2350 (569 amino acids)
Biological process (GO): protein phosphorylation
Molecular function (GO): protein kinase activity; ATP binding
Source: RefSeq, a predicted model, not a curated record